AGCGAAUCAACAAGUCUUCUGGCAACAUCUACGAGUCCGAGUACAAACGCCCCCAAACAUGUACAAGCUGUUCAUUUUGCUGUCACUGUGCGUGGCCAUCGCCUGUGCGGCGCCUGGCCUGCUGCAUGCAACGCCCAUCCUGGGCAGCGCCACGUCGUACCACAUCUUGCCGCAUCAGCAGCACCAGCAUGCGGUGCAUGUGGUGCGUCCAAUUUGGCCAACGCACCAAAUUGUGCGGCCCAUCAUUCAUGGCGGCGCAUAUGGUCACGGCCAUGGUCAUGGCUGGCUUUAGGCCUGAAGCUGGCGGCGGCAGCCUUAGAUGUGUCCAUCUGCAUGCCUGAAAUAAAAUAGUUUGAGCUUGAUUGAAAAAUAGCCGGCA
Messenger RNA from Drosophila virilis, 379 nucleotides. RefSeq lists its product as uncharacterized. NCBI's taxonomy places the organism in Eukaryota, Metazoa, Arthropoda, Insecta, Diptera, Drosophilidae. The record is from RefSeq and is a predicted model, not a curated record.